AUGGAAUGGGUUUCAGGCAUAAUUUUCAUCCUAGGGACACUUGGUUUGAUAAGUGCUUGGAGGGUGUUGAAUUGGGUGUGGCUGAAGCCAAAGAAGCUAGAGAAGCUGUUAAGAGAACAAGGACUUCAUGGUAAUUCAUAUAGGAUCUUGGUUGGGGAUAUUAAGGAUCUUUUUAAGAUGGAAAAGGAAGCUAAAUCCAAACCCAUGAAUCUCUCCGAUGAUAUAAUUCCACGUGUCAGUCCUUACAUACAAAAGAGUAUUAAAAUUCAUGGCAAGAAUUCCUUUAUUUGGUUUGGGACAAAACCUAGAGUGACACUCACAGAACCUGAGCAAAUAAAAGAUGUAUUGAACAAGAUCUCUGAAUUUCCAAAGACAAAUUAUAAAAUUUUCAAGUUAUUAGCUAGUGGUCUUGCUAGUUAUCAGGGAGAAAAGUGGAGCAAACAUAGAAAACUGAUCAACCCUGCAUUCCAUUUAGAAAAAUUGAAGAUUAUGACGCCAGCUUUCUUGGAAAGUUGCAAUGAUUUGAUUAGAAAAUGGGAAGAAGUGUUGUCUUCAGAUGCGUCAUGUGAAAUAGACAUAUGGCCUUCACUUCAGAAUCUGGCAAGUGAUGCUAUCUCUCGAGCAGCUUUCGGAAGUAGUUAUGAAGAAGGAAAAAGAAUAUUUCAACUUCAAAGAGAGCAAGCUGAACAUAUAAUAAAACUUGUAACAAAAUCUAUCAUUCCACUAUGGAUGUUCCUACCUGCUAUUGUACAUAAAAGGAUGAAUGAAAUUGACAAAGAUAUAAAGUCUUCGCUUAAAGAUAUAAUUAACAAGAGGGAGAAAGCACUAAAGACAGGUGAAUCUACUACGAACGACUUAUUGAGUAUUCUUCUUGAAUCAAAUCAUAAGGAAAUUGAAGAAAAUGCAAACAACAAGAAUGUGGGAAUGAGUCUUGAUGAUGUAGUCGAGGAAUGCAAGUUGUUCUACUUUGCAGGACAAGAAACUACUUCGGUUUUGCUUGUUUGGACAAUGAUAUUGUUGAGUAGGUACCCUGAUUGGCAACGACGUGCAAGGGAGGAGGUAUUACAAAUCUUUGGCAACAAAAAACCAGACUUUGAUGGACUAAAUAAUUUGAAGAUUGUUACCAUGAUUUUGUAUGAGGUUCUUAGGUUAUACCCUCCGGACAGUGAACUUUGGGGUGAUGAUGCUAAGAUGUUCAAUCCUGAGAGAUUUUCCGAAGGAAUUUCUAAAGCAACAAAUGGUAGAGUUUCGUUUUUUCCAUUUGGAUGGGGUCCUAGAAUUUGCAUUGGACAAAACUUUUCCUUAAUAGAAGCAAAGAUGGCAAUGACAAUGAUUUUGCAGCAUUUCUCAUUUCAACUUUCACCAACCUAUGCUCAUGCUCCAUCCGCUUCCAUUACUCUACAGCCACAAUAUGGUGCUCAAAUUAUUAUACGUAAAGUCGAAACAUAA
Molecule: messenger RNA, 1449 nt
Organism: Vicia faba (fava bean)
Lineage: Eukaryota; Viridiplantae; Streptophyta; Magnoliopsida; Fabales; Fabaceae
Source: the annotation of a GenBank genome assembly